AAUGGAGGAACCCCUCCACCCUGUCCAUCCUGUUGGUGUCCUGAGUCCGGGAGCGCGGGGCUCCGCCCUCCCGGCACUCAACACCUGGCGCUGGGGCGUGCCUCAGUUUACCGGAGGCGGGGCCUUCCUUCCCCCCCCCACACCCCUCCCCUUUUCCCUCUUCCUCUUCGGGGCGCCGGCAGCCGCGCCUCGAGCCCUGCCGGAACUGAAGCUGGGCUCCGGGCGGCUGGGAGGCGGGGGCCACGUCAGCGGGGCGGCGGGGGCGGUGGAGAGCAGGUCGCGGCGGGAGCCAUGCGGCGGGGCGCACUCCUGGCGGGCGCCCUGGCCGCGUACGCGGUCUACCUGGUGCUGGGCGCGCUACUGGUGGCGCGGCUGGAGCGGCCCCACGAAGCUCGCCUCAGGGCCGAGCUGGAGACGCUGCGCGAGGAGCUGCUGCGGCGCAGCCCGUGCGUGGCCGCCCCUGCCCUGGACGCCUUCGUGGAGCGGGUGCUGGCGGCUGGACGGCUGGGGCGCGCCGCGCUCUCCAACGCUUCGGGGCCCACCAACGCCUCGGACCCCGCCUGGGACUUUGCCUCGGCGCUCUUCUUUGCCAGCACGCUGGUCACCACCGUGGGCUACGGGUACACAACGCCGCUGACCGAUGCGGGCAAGGCCUUUUCCAUUGCUUUCGCGCUCUUGGGCGUGCCGGCCACCAUGCUGCUGCUGACAUCCUCGGCCCAGCGCCUGUCGCUGCUGCUGACCCACGCACCCCUCUCCUGGCUGACCACACGCUGGGGCUGGGGCCUCCGGCAGGCAGCCCGCUGGCACCUGGUGGCACUGCUGGGUGUAGCCGUGACCGUCUGCUUCCUGGUGCCGGCCGCCGUCUUUGCCCACCUGGAGGAGGCCUGGAGCUUCCUGGAUGCCUUCUACUUCUGCUUCAUCUCCCUGUCCACCAUCGGCCUGGGUGACUAUGUGCCCGGAGAGGCCCCCGGCCAGCCCUACCGGGCCCUCUACAAGGUGCUGGUCACAGUCUACCUCUUCCUGGGCCUGGUCGUCAUGAUGCUUCUGCUGCAGAGUUUCCGUCACGUGUCGGACCUCCACGGCCUCACGGGUCUCAUCCUGCUGCCCAGUCCGUGUCCUGCCAGCUCCGGCGAGUCUGAGGAUGAUCAUGUGGGCAUUGUAGACCCCCAGCCAGAACCGUACCAGCAGCUCGCUGCCGACGCCCACCCUGACUACGCCUCCAUCCCCAGGUAGCCGGGGCGGGUGCCCUGAGGCUGGUGGGACCCGGCCCGUGGCUGAGGGGCCCCUGUGACUGGAGCGGCUCUACAGGACCGUCCUUGAGCACAGGCCUGUGUUUGCAGGGUUCACGAGGCAUUGCCACCAGCUGUCCGUCCUUUGCUGUACCUGUCCCAGGCUCCACGGGGCGCCGCCAUGGCCCUGUUUUGGGAUGCCCCUCCCUGCCCCUUCUCUUACUCCCCUAACUCUGGGCUCUCUGGCUUUCCUUCUCACUCUCUCUGUGUCUCAUUCUGUCACUGACUCCAUCUGCCUCUCCCUCAGCCACUCUUCACUGGCCCAUUCUAGCAGUUUCUAGGCUCAGACCUCAUGUCUGGCACCCGAUGGGUCACUAUACUUUGGGCAAGUGGCUGCCCCUGUCUGGGCUUUGAUCUCCUCAUCUGUCAAAUGGAAAGAAUAUAUUCAUUCAUCUAGAACUCCCUCUGGGCAGGCCCCAGGCUGGGCAGCGUGAGGGACCCAGGAGCAUUAAGGUGGCCCUGGGUCUCCUGGGUUCCCAGUCCAGUGAGGAAGACAGAUCUGUCCCCACACAGCAGCCACCCAGGAUAGGCAGGACUUCAAGGAGGAGGCAGAGAGGUCAGCGGUGUGUUCCAGAAAGCAUAGGUGGAGGGGGCGGGGUUGAGGGGGAGGAAGCACAGGGACUGGGCCCAGUCCAGCCUGCAGGGUCAGGGAGGGCUUCUGGAAGAAGGGAUAAGGACUCAGGGGAAGAAGGUGGACCCGACUUGUUUUUCUCAAGUGACGCUAGGGAGCAAGAUCUGUGUGGAGGAGCUCGGGCAUAGGCCUGUGGGACAGAACCCUCCUCGGCCACCCAACUGGCUGGAAGCUGAGACAGGACCCAGCCUGGAUCUGGACGGCGCAGACAGCCCUGCUCUGAGCUGGGACCCCUGCUCCAGCUGUCCCCACCUCCCGAGGCUAACUGUAUAAGGUACACUGGCCUCUGGAGCCAUUCUGCUUGGGCUCAGAUCCCAGCUCGGCUGCGUCCUGCCUCUGUCCUCGGGCAGUCACUUCACCCCUGUGAUUCUGAGUUAUGUCCUCUGUAAAAUGGCCACAAGAACAGUAAUUACUUCCAAGAUGAUGUCACAGAGCCGGCCCCGGUAUUCUUUGCUUUCUUUGGCCAGGCCCUGCUCCGGGUACUUUCCAUACGAGGAAGGUAACAUCCUCACCUUUUUCGGCAGAUGAGGAAACUGAGGCACAAGAUCUCAGACACAGAACUGGGAGGUGACAGGUUUUCUGUGUACUGGUACGCAGCUGGUACGUCAGAGCACUUGCUGCCAUGGGCCCAUCUACUGAACCAUUCCCUCUGCCAAACCCAGUGGAAGUUACGGAAGGGAUGGGGCAUUUGAGCCGGACCUUGAUAACAUUCAGGAAGAAAGGGCACGGGAGGCACUCCAGGCAGCGGGAACUGUGCGCGUCUGGAGGUAGGAAAGCCUGUCAAUGUCAGCUUCAGGCAAGUGAUUUACUGUCAUCGGAAUAUGGGGUGGGGGGAGGGAGGAGCGGUGGACAUGGGUGGAUCUUAAGUGUCCUUAAAUGACCAGUUUGGGAACCUGGCCUCUUUCUUGAAGGCACUAGAGAGCCAUGGAAGGUUUUUGAGCAGGAGAGAGCUGUGGUCGGGUUUGGGGUUUAGCUGCUGUGUGGAGGUGGACCAGAGGGGGAGACUGAGCUGGGCGCACAGGGGAGGUUUGCACAGGAACAGAGCAGGGGUACGAUGGCGUGGGCAGGGCCGAAGGAAGGGAAAAGGGGCCAUGGAGGGGUCAUGCGCAGGAGGCCAAGUGGGCAGGCCCUGUGUAGGCCUUACAGUCUUGGGCAAGACAAGGCUGGGGAAAAGCACAAGGAUGGUUGGCUGCCCCUGAGAUAGGGACCUGGGAGGAAAAAACACAUUUGAAGGGAGACACUGAGGCUUGUUUGGAAUAUGGUGGGUGUGAAGGGCUAGAGGGGCAUCCAGAGGAAGGCAUCAGAAGGUCUCAGGGUGUGGUUGAGGCCGGAGACAGAUGGGGGAAGCGAAGCCGGGCGGGCAGGUGUGGCAGCCCUGGGUUGGGGGAAGAGAGAACACCAGCCUCGAGAAGUCAGCUUUAGGGUAUUUCUGUAUCUAUAUCAGUAAGGAAACACUUGUGAUGAGCACUGGGCGUUAUAUGGAAAUGAUGAAUCACUAAACUCUACUCCUAAAACUAAUAUUACACUAGAUGUUAACUGACUAGAAUUUAAAUAAAAAUUUAAAUAAAAACUUGAAACAUUAUAAACAACUAAGGAAAGAUUUGGUCUCCAAGUAACAAGAUCCUGACUGGCACUGGCUAAAAUAAUGAGAUGAUUGUAUAUUGCCCAUCACCAGAGUUGGGGAGAGCUCUGUGCAACCAUACAAUCCAUAGCUCCAGGAGGAUCUUGUGGCCUGAGGUUACCAAUCUCUUUUUUCUGCCACCUUCAGCUGAAGGCUUGGCUCCACAUGGGCUCUCCUCAUGGCCAUAGAGUGACUGCCACAGGUCCAGACAUCACAACCAUACGUGAUCAUUUUUAGUGCAGGAAGAGAGGGGCAUCUCUUGCCAUAUUGUCUCUUUGGAAGCAAGGAAACCUUUCCCCUAAAGCCUCCCUGCAGAGACUUCCUCCUCUCAUUGGCCCAAAUUGGUUUACAUGCCCAUCCUGAACUAAUCCUUGGCCAUUGUGAUGGAGCCACCACAAUUAACUUGGAUUCCUCAGGAUUCCCCCUGCCACCUGGAAUUGAGGCUGAGCCUGAGAUUUGGGUCUGGAAGCUGGUGAUUGGACUUCUGUUAGAAAGGCAGGAGGGGGAGAAUGGGCAGACAUUGAUUAACUAAGCAGUCGGGGUCAUCAUGUACAGUUGUGCAAGUUGGGAACUACAUAGGGGAUGUCUGGCUGGCAGGGUGGAAACAAACAAGGGCUGAAGUUCAAGGCUGAAAAUGACCCAAAGGGACUCUUCAUUGCUUCUCCUUCCAGAUUCCUCUAGAAAAAGAAAUCAGGCCCCGUUUAUUCAAGACAUGGGGGGUGGGUAAAAUUUCAGGCUAAAAACUCGAAAGGUACAAGGGUGUGCAGUGGAAAGUCAGUCUUUCUCUAGCAUUUAGGCUGUGUUCACUGAUUUUGCAGGUUUUUCAGGUAAAUAUCAGCAAUAUGUAUAUGUCUAUGUGUGUCAUUUCUUUUUCCUUCACUCUGCUCGAGUGAAGGAGUGAAGGAAAGGUGGUUAAAACCACAGACUGUAGAGGCAAAGUCCCUGGGUAGAAGUCUGAACUCUCUCCCUCCCAAGCUCUGUGGCUUUGGGCAAGUGAUUUCACCUCCCUGUGCCUGAGUUUCCUAAUCUGUAAAACGCGUUGAUAACAGCACCUACCUCAUGGACUUGAGAAUUUAGCAACUUAAUAUCUGUAAAACUCUUAGACCAAUGUCUGGUACUCAAUAAAUUGUUGACUAAUGAUUAUUA
This is a messenger RNA of Lutra lutra (Eurasian river otter), 4687 nucleotides long. RefSeq names its product potassium two pore domain channel subfamily K member 6 (gene KCNK6). The record is from RefSeq and is a predicted model, not a curated record. Gene Ontology annotation, cellular component: membrane. The transcript has 3 exons. NCBI's taxonomy places the organism in Eukaryota, Metazoa, Chordata, Mammalia, Carnivora, Mustelidae. Bases 292 to 1233 code for a protein of 313 amino acids. Gene Ontology annotation, biological process: potassium ion transmembrane transport; stabilization of membrane potential. Gene Ontology annotation, molecular function: potassium ion leak channel activity.